AUGGCCGACUUCGAAGCUCCUUCUUUCUCUCUCGGGCUCGACCUCGAUGCCGACACGGAGCCCCGGUCACCUACCGUGGACCACCCCGAACCCCUCUUAGCCCCAGAUUCUUCGGCGAGCUUCGGUGCCACCAAAGACGGCGAAGACGAGCUCGGGCCUGAGCAAGAAGUCAUGGACUCGGAUCCGGAUACCCGGCCGGAGCCUACUCGUGUGUUAAAGCGGUUGCGUCGGGCCGGCGAUAAAUCUUCGGCGACGAAGAAAGAAUCAGAGAAGCCGUUGGCUUGGAAUGAUGGGGAUGAUGAGAUUGAAGAGUUCUGUUCUUCACAGGAAAACAAAGAUGUGGAUUCAUCAACACAAAACCAUUCUGUAUGUGGCAGUUCCAAGAUUUCAUUGAAGGGACUUGGGGUUUUGACCACUCAAUCAUCAGGCCAGUGUAGUUCAAGGAAAAGGGAACAAGCUUCAGAUGCCCCAGCUUCUGCAAGUUUAGAGGCCAGACAUGGUGGGUUGACAUUUCCGUGGUUAACGAUCAGUCCUCUUCGAAGAUUCAAGUUACUUGACUCUGAUUCCGAUGGUUCUGAAGGUCCUUCUGACUGUGAGGAUAAAAGCAAAGGAGCUCAUAAACUUGAUCCACCAUCAAAGGAACAACAGUCUACAGUUAGUGAUAACAAGAGAAAGGCAUCAGUUGUCACACCUCAGAAUGAGGAUUUAUGGAAAGAUUUCACUCCAAUUAAUACUUCUCAUAUUCCAACACCUGCUUUUGAUGAGGUCUUUAAAGAAUAUUUUCAAUCUGUGAAGGAUAUGAAUGCAGCUCAGAAGCUUGAGAACCAAAAGUUUGAGGAACUCUUGAAUUUGGAUGACCCCUUGCCUCCAGCACAUUGCUACUUUUUCCAUGAUGAUCCAAGAAUCCAGAAAUUAGUCCGCACUCGCUUACCCUUCUUCUCCCCAUUGCACAUGGUCAAGAACAGAGGAAAUCAACAACGUAAUGUGUCAGUUAUUGAUUACAUGAGUCAAUUCAGCAAUGAAGAAUCUUCUAAACAGAGAGGAUCUCAAAAAGGUGGUGGCAAGAACUGUUCAACAAGUAGAAGAAAUAAAUCAAAAAAAUCAAAUGCUGAAGAAACUGCUUCUGAAGGCUGGGUAGAUCUGAAAAGCGGUGCAGCUAUUCCAAGGAAUGCUGGGAAGAGAAGGGUUCAUGCUAGUGAUCAACCUGCUGGUCACUGGUACACAUCUCCAGAGGGAAGGAAGGUUUAUGUCUCAAGAAGUGGACAAGAAUUAUCGGGUCAAAUGGCCUAUAGGCAUUAUCGGAAGGAGAGUGUAGCUGGCUUUAGGAAGUCCAAAAAGAAAAGCAAUGGCAAGAAGAAAAAAUGAUGGUCAAUGCCUUCGUAUGUGCCAAUGUAUUUCCCUUUUGGUCUUUUUGUUUGUGCUGUGAAUGUUGUAA
This is a messenger RNA of Theobroma umbraticum, 1435 nucleotides long. RefSeq names its product Rho GTPase-activating protein. The record is from RefSeq and is a predicted model, not a curated record. Lineage: Eukaryota; Viridiplantae; Streptophyta; Magnoliopsida; Malvales; Malvaceae.